Messenger RNA from Brassica rapa (field mustard), 2716 nucleotides. RefSeq names its product UDP-glycosyltransferase 91B1. NCBI's taxonomy places the organism in Eukaryota, Viridiplantae, Streptophyta, Magnoliopsida, Brassicales, Brassicaceae. The record is from RefSeq and is a predicted model, not a curated record. Gene Ontology annotation, molecular function: UDP-glucosyltransferase activity.
UAAAUGAUUUAAAAACUGCAAUAUAAUAAAACAAACGAGAAAUAUUUUAGAUGAAUUAAUGAAACGGAGAGAUAGAGAAAGAGCAUGAUGAAUGUGAAUACAAGUGAUGUAACAGCUUGUAUAUCAUGCAAUAUGAAAAAAAUUAAUACGACUCUGUUUCACGGCUUUGGUACAACUUACAAUAACCUAAACCAAUUGCCAGAUAGCUCACGAUUGACGACUCGUGAGAGGAGUUUGGUUAAAUGCAACAACGUGCAUGUUUAUGCGUACAGAUACGAAAAAUGCGUUGCGUUUUUUGAAAUGUUUGAUUCUUAUGUACGUUCACAUAUAAUUUUUUACAGUUUUGAUGCUAUUAUAUGAGGCAUUUUUAAACAUGCAUGUAUCUUAAUUAGAGUAGGUGAAAGUAAACUACUAAAUCACCCCACUAGGCAACUAAGGCAAGAUAGUAAACAAAGUGGAAAAGGUGAAACGAGCAAACGAACCAGAAAAAAUACAAAAGAUUCUGCAAAUUCUACUUUGAUUUGGAACCAAAGUUUCUAUACAUGUGGCAGUCGAACCUAUAUCUAGCACACUCGUACAAACUUUGUCAUAACCUCAUCCCAAAAUAACGUCUUCUUUGGUAAUGAUGAGAAAAGAUAAGAUAAAAGCUUCCAACAGAUAAAAGCUUACAUGUUCUCUUUUUUUUGUCACGUCAUUACCUUUUUUUCUUCGUGGUACGUAGCCGAAAUUUUAUUGUUGACGAUUAGUUUUUGGAGUUAGAUUUAUAUAUUCCAACCUAAUUCCAAUACAAAAACUCAAAAAAUGUUAUUACAAUACGAUUUUAGCUAUAGCUAUAUAUAUAUAUAUAUUGAAGUAUAGCUAACUAGGCAAUUCACAAUUGACAAAUAGCUGGAUAUAUUAUUUAUUCUUUUGGUUUUCUUUUUAUAUAAACUUCAAUUUUAUUUAUAUUUUCACUACAUAUUCACACUUUCCAAAGUAAAAACAUACCCCCUCGUAACUCUAUCAUUUUGACGUGUCAAGAGUGUAACUCAGCCGCCAUUUGUGAUUGCCAGAUGUUCAAACAGAAGAAGAAGAAGAGCUUUAAAGAAGUAGUCACGGCGUCGUUGGUUUCUCAAAGAAGAGACAGACAGAACAUGGCCGAACCAAACCACAAGCUUCAUGUAGCAGUCUUCCCAUGGCUAGCUUUAGGUCACAUGAUUCCUUACUUACAACUCUCCAAGCUCAUAGCAACAAAAGGCCACACCGUCUCCUUCAUCUCCACGCCUCGUAACAUCGCCCGUCUUCCCAAAACACCCUCCAUAAACUUCGUUUCCUUACCGUUACCUCACGCCGUCGACAACAACCUCCCGGAGAACGCCGAGUCCACCACAGAUGUCCCGGAGACUCACAUCGCCUACCUCAAGAAAGCCUUCGACGGCCUCUCAGAACCUUUCUCCCAGUUCUUACAAGCUUCCAAACCGGACUGGAUAGUGUACGACAUCUUGCACUAUUGGGUCCCUCCUAUCGCCGAGAAGCUAGGCGUGAGACGCGCCCUCUUCUGCACGUUCAACGCAGCUUCCAUCAUCGUCAUAGACGGACCAUCAUCGAUCAUGAUCAACGGUCGUGAUCCUCGCAAGACCGUGGAAGAUCUCAUGGACCCUCCACCGUGGGUCCCGUUUGAGACAAACAUAGUUUACCGUGCCUUUGAGGCGAGGAGGAUCUUGGAGUAUCCCACGGCGGGUGUCACCGGUGCUGAGCUGAAUGAUAGCUAUAGAACGGGUUUGGCUUCCGCUGGCUCUGAGGUUAUUGCGAUUAGAACAUGUACGGAGCUCGAACCUGAGUGGAUUCAGUUGCUCGGUGAGAUCCAGGGAAAGCCUGUGAUUCCAAUAGGUUUACUUCCGGCUAAAGCAACUGAUGAUGACGUGGAUGAUGAUAUCAUAGAAUGGUUAGAUAGACAGCGAGCCAAGUCUGUGGUUUAUGUAGCUUUAGGAACCGAAGUGACGGUUAAUGAGAAAGAGAUACAAGGUUUAGCUCAUGGGUUGGAGCUUAGCGGGUUACCUUUCUUUUGGACGAUAAGGAAAGCUUCUGUGUUUCUUCCGGAUGGGUUUGAAGAGAGAGUCAAAGGGCGUGGGGUUGUUAGAGCAGAGUGGGUACCUCAGGGUAGGAUACUGAGUCACGGUUCGGUCGGUGGGUUUGUUACUCACUGUGGGUGGGGUUCAGUAGUUGAAGGGCUUAGCUUUGGUGUUCCUUUGAUCAUGUUUCCGUGUAAUCUAGACCAGCCGCUUGUGGCUAGGAUGCUCGCUGGGAUGAAUAUAGGCCGAGAGAUUCCAAGGAAUGAGCGAGACGGGUCGUUCACUAGUGUUUCUGUGGUGGAGACAAUAAGACUGGUUGUUGUGGAGGAAGAAGGGAAGAUCUAUAGAGACAAUGCCGAGUCAAUGCAAAAGAACGUAUUUGGGAAUAGGAGAUUGCAAGAUCAGUAUGUGGAUAGUUUUAUCAAGUUUCUGGAGAAUCAUAGAGCCUAAAUGUAGAGCAAAUAAUAAUAAAUAAUAAUAAGUUACUGUACACUCUAUCAACGAGAUGUAGUUGGGAAUAAGGCACAAUCUAUGUAAAUAACUCUGCACAUGUUAAUAAUGUUCUUCAGACAUUGUGAAAAAACUUGGUGUGGGUGCAUUAUGAGAUUGUUGCUGAACAUGUACAUGUUGCUGAUUUUGGAUUAAAAAAAAAAUUAUUUUGUUAA